This is a messenger RNA of Alternaria burnsii, 1080 nucleotides long. RefSeq lists its product as uncharacterized. Gene Ontology annotation, molecular function: phosphoric diester hydrolase activity. Gene Ontology annotation, biological process: lipid metabolic process. Bases 1 to 1080 code for a protein of 359 amino acids. The record is from RefSeq and is a predicted model, not a curated record. The transcript has a single exon. Lineage: Eukaryota; Fungi; Ascomycota; Dothideomycetes; Pleosporales; Pleosporaceae.
AUGUUUUCAAGAAGCAUACUACUCCAAGCUUCGGCUCUUUUGCCCUUGCUAUACGCACCCGCCUCCGCACAAAACGCUUGCAACAACUCGCCCGACCUAUGUACCCGCCCAUACAACAACAUCACAUACCUGGGUGCGCACAAUUCUCCAUUCCUAAGGAAUAAAGAGACAUCGUUCUCUACAUCUGGAAACCACUACUACAACACAACAACACAACUCGAUGCUGGCGUGCGCCUUCUCUCAGGACAGGUCCACAAAGCCAACGGCACCGGCAACGAUGCAUGGCAUCUCUGCCACAGCAGCUGCGACCUACUCGACGCUGGAACUCUGGAAAGCUGGCUCAGUGAAAUAAAAACCUGGAUGGACGCCAACACAAACGACGUCGUAACCCUCCUCCUCGUAAACUCCGACAACGCCUCCCCCGCAGACCUCGGCGGAGUCUUUUCCUCGUCAGGACUCGACAAAAUCGCCUACUCGCCUCCAAGCUUGACAACCACACCGCAAACAUGGCCCACGCUCGACACACUAAUCGGCAACAACACCCGCUUGAUGUCUUUCGUCGCCAGCCUCUCGAACCCCUCGUCAGACUACCCAUACCUCAUGGACGAAUUCGUGUACAUGUUCGAAAAUGACUACGAAAACGUCUCUCCCUCAAAUUACUCCUGUAACCCAUCGCGCCCGGAAGCCGUUGCUGGAAACCCCUCUACAGCUCUAGAGUCUGGUCGCAUGUUCCUGCAAAACCACUUCUUGUAUGAGACGCAGCUCUUUGGUAUCCAAUCUCCUAAUGAGACCUAUGCCAAUGUCACCAAUGCGGAGACCGGCUUUGGAAGCUUAGGCGAAUCGAUACAAGAGUGCGAGGGUAUCUAUGGAAAGCCGGCCAGUUUUGUCAUGGUGGACUUCUUUAACGUCGGACCUGCGAUUGCGAGUGUAGAUCGCGCCAACGGCGUGAGUGGCGCACAGGGCAGAAAGAGUCUCAGCACAGAGGCGUUGGUGCAAAGUACUGGUGCUGGAGUCAGAGAGAGGGGAAGCUUACUGGCUGUGGUUUUGGCAGUCGGUGUCGCUGUUAUCUUUGGAGCCUAA